Messenger RNA from Myodes glareolus (Bank vole), 5990 nucleotides. RefSeq names its product period circadian regulator 3 (gene Per3). Lineage: Eukaryota; Metazoa; Chordata; Mammalia; Rodentia; Cricetidae. The record is from RefSeq and is a predicted model, not a curated record. Gene Ontology annotation, molecular function: transcription cis-regulatory region binding; transcription corepressor binding. Gene Ontology annotation, cellular component: nucleus; cytoplasm. Gene Ontology annotation, biological process: circadian regulation of gene expression; negative regulation of transcription by RNA polymerase II; entrainment of circadian clock by photoperiod.
CCGCGGGUGGGCGAGGGCUCGGCUGGAGGGAGGCCUCCGACGCUGCACGACCUGCCGCUCUGCCCCGGCCUUCCGCCCGGGCAGUCGCCCUGGAACUGUGCGCUCUGAGACGUAUCUUGAUGGUCGCCGACUUCCCAGCAUGGACGGUGGAAAAGUUGGUUCGGGCUGAACGAACUCCCUGAGAGCCGCGGCGGGGUCCGGCCAGCCCGCUUCCGGCGUCGAGGUGUCGUUGUAGCUCGUCACCCGAGCAGAGACUGUGAACAUGCUGAGGAGAAAAGUGCCCCUCAGAUGAGCGUGGUCGGCGACCAGUCUUUCCCGAAGGCGAUGGCAGGGACCCAAACAAGCCGGGUUUGGUGGCUGGCUGCAAACUGAGGGCUGCCAGGCGGGAUGGACCCCUGUGGAGACCCGGCAGUCGGCGGCGACUGUCCCCACCGCAGGGGACAGGAGGGUCCGCUGCUGGGCACUUUCAUGGACAGCAGCCACAGUGAACAUGAAGACAGAAACAGAAUAUCUGAAGAACUUACAAUGAUUGUCCAAGAAAUGAAAAAGUAUUUUCCAGCCGAGAGACACACUAAACCCAGCACCCUAGAUGCCCUUAACUAUGCAGUACUCUGUGUGCAUAGCGUGCAAGCAAACAGCAACUUUUCCUCAAAUCUCAGUCCACACGGAGCACCUCAGACAGACGUGACUGUGCAUGGUCUUGAGGAGCUGGCCGGUCUCACUUCUGAACAUGCUUCCAAGAACACAGAUACCUUUGUGGCAGUGUUUUCCCUUCUGUCUGGACGGCUAGUGCACAUUUCUGAGCAGGCUGCUUCGAUCCUGAACUCUAAAAAAGAUUUCUUGACGUCCUUGCGCUUUGUUGACCUGCUUGCCCCUCGAGACGUGAGGGUGUUCUACGCACAUACUGUUCAGAGUCGGCUUCCUCUCUGGAGCAGCCGGACCCAAAGAGCUUCACAGUAUGGAUAUGCAUCAGUGAAAUCCUUCUUCUGCAGAAUCUGUGGAGGUGGAGACAGAGCACAGAAGAAGCAUUACUCUCCGUUCUGGAUCCUCCCCUAUUUGGUUCACGUACAUAGCUCUGCCCAGCCAGAACCAGAGCCUUGCUGUCUAGCACUGGCUGAGAAGAUUCACUCUGGUUAUGAAGCUCCUCGAAUCCCUGUAGAUAAAAGAAUUUUUACCACAACACACACCCCAGGAUGUGUAUUUCUUGAAGUAGAUGAAAGGGCUGUGCCUUUGCUGGGUUACCUACCUCAGGAUCUGAUUGGAACGUCGAUCUUAACAUAUGUGCACCCAGAAGAUCGGCCUCUGAUGGUUGCCAUACACCAAAAAGUUUUAAAGUAUGUUGGCCAUCCUCCAUUUGAACACUCGCCCAUCAGAUUCUGCACUCAGAAUGGAGAUUAUGUCAUUCUGGAUUCCAGCUGGUCCAGUUUUGUGAACCCCUGGAGCCGGAAGGUUUCCUUCAUCAUUGGUCAGCAUAAAGUUCGAACGAGCCCAUUAAAUGAGGAUGUUUUUGCUACCAGAAUAAAAAAGGCACCUAAUAACGAUAAAGACAUAGCAGAAUUGCAAGAACAGAUUCACAAACUUCUUCUGCAGCCCAUUCAUGCCAGUGCUUCCAGUGGUUACGGGAGCCUGGGCAGCAGCGGUUCACAGGAGCAGCACGUCAGCAUCCCCUCUUCCAGUGAGUCAAGUGGACACUGUGUGGAGGAAGCACAGAAGGAGCAGAUGACCUUGCAGCAGGUCUAUGCCAGUGUAAACAAAAUUAAGAAUGUGGGUCAACAGCUGUACAUUGAGUCAAUGACCAGAUCAGUCAAGCCAGUGAUGGACACGUGCGUGGAGCUGCAGGGUGGUGGUGAGCAGAAGGACUUUUCUUCCUCUCAGACACUGAGAGAUAAAAGCAUGGGUACUGGCUCUUGUGAUGACCCGAGGCAAGAACAGCACAGCUCAUCCUACCAGCAGAUGAACUGUAUCGACAGUGUCAUCAGGUACCUGACCAGCUACAGUCUCCCAGCCUUGAAAAGAAAGUGCAUAUCCUGCACAGACACGUCUUCCUCCUCAGAAGAAGCCAAGCAAAACCACAAUGCGGACUGCAGCACAGUGCUGCGAGUUUCUCAUGUAUCACCAGAGACUGAACAGAUCCUGAACAAACCUCAAAAAGAAAAGGAAAUGCCAACAACUGGACCAUCAACAGAUGCUGAAAGAGGUGCUGCGUGGUCCCUGUCCCCUGCUACACUGUGCAUGGGGUUUGGUAGAAGCCAGUGCAGCUGCAGUGGCACCACUGUCCAUGUCCCGCCCCUACACUCAGCAGAGGGUGUUGCCUUAGCGUGUAAGCCCUGGACCCUGAGAACACAACCAUCUCCCCUGACUGCGGAAGAAUUUGAGCAUGUGGGGCUCACAACAGCUGUCCUCUCCGCACACACGCAGAAGGAAGAACAGAGCUAUGUUGACGGGUUCCGGGAAAGGAUCCUGACCUCACCCUACAGCUGCUAUCUGCAGAAAAAGAGCAAAAGCAAUGCUAAGUACUCAUGUGUUCAAGUUGACCAGAGCUGCAGGUUUGGCACCUGUGGUUGUUCAGAGCCAGCUGUACCAGGGAGAGCUACAGGCUCUCCUAAGCAGACCAGAUGUGCUGGAAGUGGGAGACGGAAGCACAAACGGAAGAAGUUGCCAGUGCCUUUGGACACCAGCAGCUCCAGUGCAGACUUCUGUUCCCAUGUCAGAGGACUCCUUCCUGGUGUACAGCCCUGGAGCCCUGCUGUUGUCUCCUCUCCCCACGCCUCCAGCCUCGCUUUCCCAUCAGCCCUGGUAGCUCCCAGCCAGGCCCCCUGUCUACUUUCGUCUUUUCCCCUCCAAGAUGUUGCCUCUCUGGGAGUAGGGGGCUCUGCAGGCUGGGCAGCUGCAGCUGAAUGCCCACCUCUGUCCGCUGGCCCACAGCCUGUUUCAGCUUUCCCCUCUGUGUACUUGGACACGCUCAUGACCAUCUUCCUGCACAGCCCCCCAGUCUUCCCUCUGUGGUCAGCAUCAUUCUCCCCAUAUGCAUUCCUGGGGGCUGCAGGUUCUUCUGAAAUGACACCCUUAGUGCCAGCAGUGGCUCCACACCUGGAACCAACUUCUUCAGACCAUAGCCAUGGGAGAAUGGAGGAAAGCUGGGAGACACACAGUGAGGAGCAUCCAUUUAUUAGUUCAAGGAACAGUUCGCCUUUACAGUUAAAUUUACUUCAGGAAGAAAUGCCUGCGCCAUCUGAAUCUCCAGAUCCAGUGAGAAGAGCUGCUGGCCCAGAAGUUGAGUGUGUGCCUUUGUGUCCUCCCUUGCAGCCCUGUGUCACAGGGAACGAUGGCAGUAGGAGCAGUCAUCGUGCCGCCAGUGACCUGGCCACACCAUCGGUGCACCAGGAGUCUCUGUCUGCAGCAGCCUCAGGAAGCAGUACUAGCAGUGUACACUUCAGUAGCAGUGACUAUUCUGGAAUUUUUGAAAACGGACAGAGGUCCCAGAGUAGACAGAGAAAUGAAGCCUUGCCCGGGGUGGCUGAAGAGUCUGUCUGGAGAAUGAUUGAAGAAACGCCAGAGCAUGUUCUCAUGACAUACCAGCUGCCCGAGAGGAGAAGAGAAGAGGUGCUGAGGGGAGACCUGGCAAAGCUCAGCAGCAUGGAGCAGCAUCAGCCCCAGUUCUCUCCUGCACAGAAGGAGGAACUGGCCACGGUGCGCUCCUGGAUCCACAGCCAGACUGCCGCCCCUCAAGAAGGACACCUCCAGAGUUGUGUCGCCUGUGAAGACAGAGGUUCAAUCGGUGACACUGCAGAGGCCCAUGAACAGCAGCCAGCAGAAGACACCAGCUGAGCAACUGUGAGGAUGUCUGUUCACACUUUCUCCAGGUCACGUGGGUCACGGAGACGUCUGUGUUACUUCACUAAACUCUUAAAUGACAAAGUCAUCAGCAUUAAGAUUUUCCCCUUGCUUUGAUUUUGUUUUGUUUUGGGUAGCACUGGGGAUCAAACGCAGGGCCUCCUUGUGCAUGCUAGUCUGGGGCUCUCCACUGCUGACCUGUAUUCCAGCCCUCCCUUCUUGGUCUUUAGUGGGUGACAUUUUCCCAAUCUCUGACCUAGCGGUCUUCUGAAGGCACCAAAUUGCCUCUGAGGAGGUAUGUGUCUGAGAAGAUUUGAUUUCAGAAGUCACUCUGAGUAAGUUCCAAGCCUUAGUCCUGUUUGUUUUGCUCUCUUGCUGCAAAAGCAUUUUCCCAUUAGAAUACUUGAAUUCUGUGUGUAGGCUGUGUAGUUCACACAAUGUUCUCCAUGGCUUUAACAUGGUGCUUCCCUUCAUGGUUAUGAUAAGACAUUCCACCUUUCUCACAGAACAUUAGAGUACACUGUUCUCUAGGAAGUACGGGAGUCAUGGAUUUGGUUUUUUGACCCCAUUCUUGUCUAUGCACUUCCUGUUGAUGUCGGCCUGUCAUGGAAACUCCUUCAGUAAGGUCUGACUGCUUGAACAGGGCUUACUCUGGAGAGUUGAAAUCAAGCCUUGCAUGUUAAAAGAGCUGGUUACUCAGCCAAUGGUAUUUUUUAAAGUUUUUGUUGUUGUUGUUGUUGUUGUUGUUAUAAAAUAAAUGUGAAAAGUUUUUAAAAUCGUGUUAUUGUUAUUCUGGAGAUGUAUAUGCUUAAAUGCUCAGUCUAACAGUUAACUUUUUCUUUUUGCCGAAUUUACACAAAGAGGCCUUCAUGCCGACCAGAGGUCUGAUUGUCGUUGCCUUUCGUUUGCCCUUGAACAGGGUAAGUGUUUGGGGCCUGCAGAGUGAGAAACUACACUUAGGGGAACUUGGUGGCCCCAGCCUUCGGGACUGCAGCUCCCUCUCAGGAGUGAGCAUGACUGUUUACCUGUUCAUCCACUCACGGUCCAGUGGUCUAGACCAGAGAUGCCCAAGAUUCCUUCUCAGCUUCCAGUGGCUGUGGAAUCCGCCCCAUGCAGCUCAGAGGAAGGAGCUGGCAGGAAAGGCGGUCUGCAGUCUCCUCUCAUGCUCAGUACUUCCAGCAAUCUAACAUAUUUUUUCUUUUUUGUUGCUUUGCUUUAUUUCAGGAAAACACUAUUUUCUCUGACAGUUUUUAGCUGUUGAUAAAUGUCCUGUCAUUCUGAUCAGGAGAAGGUCAUGACGACUGCUGGCCCAGUGCUCCAACUCUGUGGCUUAGACUUCUUUUAUAAAAUAAUGGUUUUUCAGGAUGGCAGUCCUAUCAGAAGGUGUCAAAAAACAUUCUCAAGUGCUGCCUAUGACAUUCUUAGAAUUUUCUGGUAUUGCACAGUUCCACACAAAGGUUCCUGCUGUGUGAAUCAAGACUUCUCAUGGUCUUCUCCACCCCAGUAGAUGGGGGUGUCAGAGCCUGUAUUGGUCAUGCUGGCCUUCUCCAGUGAAGGGUUGUGGUAUUUGAAGCUACCGGGACCAUUCUGCAUCCAUGCACAUGUACUUCAGACCUGAUGUUCUCUGGUAGGAUGGGCCCUUUCCUGUUGAUUCUGGGUACUUGUUUCAUCUACAGCUUCUUAUUUCUUUGCCUUAGUUACCUCUUAUGGAGUAUGUAUUAUCCAGGCUUGAUUUGAAACUGGUGCUUGUAAUCCGGAAAGCCCGUAACCAAGUCUCCUCUCCGCUAGCAUUGCCAUCAGUGCACUCAGAAUCCCUGCUGCUGGGGCGGGUCCAGCAGAGCUUGCUGCCCCCCGUGGGGGCCAUACCCAGUGGAAACCGUUGUUCAAGCUUAUUGACUUUUGUAUUACUAAUAACUAUAGAGUUGGUAACAAAAGUAUGUAUUGUAGACUUCAAUGUUUACAUAACUCUUUCCCCCAAAGCUUUCUUUUCUUGGGUCAUAGAUGCAAAUUUAAGAAAAUAAGGUGUUGUGUGAAUGGAUUAAAUGAAACAUCAUUAUAAUUCACAAGGUGGUAAAUUUUAAUCAAAUUGGUAGUUUGUUUAUAAUUAUUGUGAAUUUGCUUGUACUUUAAUGAUUAUUAAUCUUUCCAUUGGUUAU